UGCUCAGGCCACCCUCUAGCCACACACUUGGCUUCCAGCCCUGCAGCCCUGGUGGCGCCUCAAGGCGCGUGGGUGUCUCUGGCAUGUUGGCAGACAGCCUCUUGAUGCUGCCCUACCUAGCAGGAUCUGUGACUCCAGCUUUUACAGGUGUGAGUGUUCCUUCUCACCUAUGAAAUCUAGGACUGCCGGGGGUUGGGGGGUUGGUCUAAAGACCUGGGACCUUGGAUUAGCCUGAGUAGCUGAUGUUUUCCUCUGUGAUGGACAGAGCAGGCUAGGGCUGGUCUUUCCUGAUUUGCAUGCCUGUUUCCCUGAUGGGAUGCUAUUCAAGGUGCCUUACGCUGGGCCAUCUAGUUUCUGGAGAGGUGGAGACAAGGAGAGGCUGGCUGUGGGCAUUGAUGUCCCUCACUGUAGUGUUGAGAUUCCUCCAGGGCUCCCAGGGACUUCUGCCAUGAUUCUAAGUCAGUGGAAUUGGUUUAGCAUAUGCCCCAUGUCUUGCCCUCUUGGGUCUCUGGAAUGGGAGCCAGUUCUGGAAUCCACUCCAUGGAAGGGGCGGUCCCAUUGUAGUCCAGCCCCUUCCUGGUCCAGGGCUUCAAAUACCUGUAGGUGCUUUGGAAUCAGAGUUACCUUAGGUCCAAGACUACAGUUCAUCUUGGGCCACAGAGGCCCUCAGUCUGGACUGAAUCUCACUGACUCAGGACACUCUACCUUAUUUACAGCCCAGGUAAGUCUGAGGGCUGGGCUGGAGGCUGGGUGGGAACAGAAUCCUUCCAUCCUUGCAAUGAGAGGUCAUCGUGCUCUCUCCCCCACAUACACACACACUGAAGAAACAUGGAGAAUGUAGGAAUGCAGGUCAAUAUGGGUACCAGAACUAAUUGGUUACAGAGAAGCUAUGAUCUGGUGUUACUCUGGGACACUCCUGUCUCCAGGCUUUCUGCUUUGCCAUGGGUUGGCCUUGGGCCUUGCUGACAGCACUUUGGGCACUGGGGGCCAAGGGGGCCACAGCACUGCGCAUUGGAGCCUUCAACAUCCAGAGCUUUGGCGACAACAAAGUGUCAGACGCAGACUGUGGUCGUGUCAUAGCACAGAUCCUGGCUGGCUAUGACAUCGCCCUGGUGCAGGAGGUACGAGACCCAGACCUGAGUGCGGUGUCCUUGCUCAUGGAGCAAAUUAACAGAGUGUCCAAGCAUGAAUACAGUUUUGUGAGCAGCAAGCCACUCGGACGUGACCAAUACAAGGAAAUGUAUCUGUUUGUCUACAGGAAAGACACAGUGUCAGUUGUGAGCACAUACCAGUAUCCAGACCCAGAGGAUGCCUUCAGCCGGGAGCCUUUUGUGGUCAAAUUUUCAGCUCCUAGCUCUGGUGAGGUUGAUACUUCCUUUCCUAGACCUCCCUCUGCCAGGCCUUCCUUGACUCUCAUACUCUCACCUUCCACAGCCGCCAAGGAGCUCGUGCUGAUCCCCCUGCAUGCAGCACCACACCAGGCAGUGGCAGAGAUCGAUGCCCUCUACGACGUGUACCUUGAUGUGAUUGACAAGUGGAACACGGAUGACAUGCUGUUUCUGGGUGACUUUAAUGCUGAUUGCAAGUACGUAAAGGCACAUGACUGGGCGUCAAUCCGCCUGCGCAGUAGUGAGGUAUUUAAGUGGCUCAUCCCAGACAGUGCGGACACCACAGUGGGAAACUCAGACUGUGCCUACGACCGGAUUGUAGUGAGUGGUGCCCACCUGCGCAGGAGCCUGAAGCCCCAGUCAGCCUCUGUUCACAACUUUCAGGAGGAAUUUGGCCUAGAUCAGACCCAGGCUCUUGCCAUCAGCGACCAUUUUCCUGUGGAAGUGACCUUCAAGUCUCACUGACAGCUAAGGCCUCCAGGAUAUACCACCUGCAGACUCCAGCCACAAGGAAUGGCCCCAUAAUGGAUUGCUGGGUGGCAGGCCACCCACCCAUUGAGAAUACAGGGCAGGGCCAGCUGGUGUGGACAGUGGCUAUGGACACAUCACAGGAUUACUUCAAGCCUGUUUCCUCAUCUGUGAUGGCAUCACCUACCUCACAGGGCUGCUGUGGGGAGUACCCACGAAAGGUACCAGAGCAGCAUCAAGAACAUAGCUGCAUGCUUAAUAAACAAGCUGCUCUUGGCCAGGACUACCCACAGACUGGAGGAGGCCUCAUAUGCUUUCUGAGACCUCUGUCCCUAGGCUACAAAACUUGGUCUUAGGGUUGGGGAUUUAGCUCAGUGGUAGAGCGCUUGCCUAGCAAGCGCAAAGCCCUGGGUUCGAUCCUCAGCUCCAAAAAACUUGGUCUUAAUGCCCAGUAUCUGUGUUUCCAUUGCUCUCAGGGAACUGGAUGGCUUAGCUUAUCCACUUCACAGCCUGGUAGGAAUUGGCUACCUCUAGACCAUGUCAGCACUAUCUUCUUACUUCCUUUGUGCAAACUUUAAAUGCUUCCAUGAACUGUAACCCCAAGAGCAGCUUGGGUGGUAAUGUCUUUCUGGACCCUACUGGACUUCAGCCCUGGGAUAUGCUCAUCUGAAGCAGAGGCUUCACUGCAAGAAGCAAGGAAGGUUGUACCCCCAGCCCCCUCAGUGAGCGAGCUCUUCUGGGACUUUCUGGGAAGGAACCCACAGCAAGACAAGGGAAAUUGCUUGGCACUAAAGUCCUGCCCAGAGCCUGCACCCUUGACUGAGUUGAGCCCUUCAAAGGUGUCUUAUGUAGCUUUUUCCCUAAAGUCCUGGGCUGGGCAAGGCCUUGGGAGAAUAGAGGUUUUAUGCUCAGGUGGGCCAUCACAUUAGGAGCAGGAAAUAGCUCUGUCCACACAAGGCUCUCAUGAGAUUUCUGGUUGUUAAAGUUUCUCGUCUUUAUAUCCCAAGGUCAAUAACAUAUCUUUAGUGGCAUUAGAGAAAUAGGUUUGAAUCAUAU
Onychomys torridus (southern grasshopper mouse) is the source of this 2912-nucleotide messenger RNA. RefSeq names its product deoxyribonuclease 1 like 2 (gene Dnase1l2). The record is from RefSeq and is a predicted model, not a curated record. Gene Ontology annotation, molecular function: DNA nuclease activity. Gene Ontology annotation, biological process: DNA catabolic process. Lineage: Eukaryota; Metazoa; Chordata; Mammalia; Rodentia; Cricetidae. Gene Ontology annotation, cellular component: nucleus.